AACGGUGAAGCUAUUGGACGAUCAAUAGGCCAUGGCAGAAAAGAACGCCUUCGAAAGUUUCAUAAAAUGAGGAAACGUGCAUUUGAAGAAAAUGAACUUAACCAAAGCGAUGACCCUGUUAUUGUUUUCAACAACGAAGGGGACCCAUGCUUUAAAUAUACACCCCAAUUGAUGGCGGACGACGAAUUCGUAAGAAAACGACUUAGAAAUGAAGUAAUGUAUUUGGAGAAUGACGAUGAACGUUAUGAAAUAUCUUACGAUGAGACUAGAGAUAAAUAUCGUUUUGCAAUUGUAUCAUCUUCCGUACACCUGGGUCCGCCAGUACCAUUAAAGGAUCAAGAAAACUCUCCCAAUAAAAUGCAAAUAUUUCCUUUGCCUUCAAGCUUGGAAGAUUCAUUUCGUGAUGAUUUGGAUUAUCACGAAAUGACUUGGAAUAUUGUGGGUGUAAUCGUUGCUGACAAAACCAACCCGUUACAUAGUUUACUAUGUAUUUCUAAACGUGUAUUUUGGCGUGAUCGAACU
This is a messenger RNA of Racocetra persica, 522 nucleotides long. NCBI's taxonomy places the organism in Eukaryota, Fungi, Glomeromycota, Glomeromycetes, Diversisporales, Gigasporaceae. The record is from the annotation of a GenBank genome assembly.